Molecule: messenger RNA, 588 nt
Organism: Rhodotorula graminis WP1
Lineage: Eukaryota; Fungi; Basidiomycota; Microbotryomycetes; Sporidiobolales; Sporidiobolaceae
Exons: 6
Coding region: 32-538 (168 amino acids)
Biological process (GO): transcription elongation by RNA polymerase II
Cellular component (GO): transcription elongation factor complex
Molecular function (GO): RNA polymerase II complex binding
Source: RefSeq, a predicted model, not a curated record
CACACCGCCUGCCAGGCCCCGACUCGCGACCAUGGGCAAGCGCAAGUCUAGCAAGAAGCCGCAGACGCGCGUCAAGCAGGUCCUCGACAAGUCGUUCCGCUGCGUGUUCUGCGCCCACCAGGGCUCUGUCACCUGCAAGCUCGACAACAAGCUCAAGGUCGGCCGGCUCGACUGCAAGGACUGCGGCCAGAGCUUCCAGACCGACAUAACUCACCUCUCGGAACCAGUCGACCUCUACAGCGCCUGGAUUGACGCCUGCGAGGAGGCCAACCCUGCCGACCGCGGUCCGGCGCGUGCCAAGUCCGCCGCUGCCGCUCCUGCCGCCGCUCCUGCCGCGCAGCAGCAGAAGAAGAAGCGCCGCGCCGACGCCGAUGAGGACGAGGACGAGGCGGAGGACAGCGAGGAGGAUGGGGACUUUCAGGAGGGGCGGGACCCGGCAGCGGGUCAGGAGGAUGAGGACGAGGACUUGCCUGCGCCGAUGACCAAGAGUCGCAAGAAGCAGCGCGUGGACAGUCCAGGUGAGGAGGAGGAGGACUGAAUCAGUUGUAGCUUGGACGGAACGCCGGAACCAUGUUGUACUCUCUCGGG